CGGAAGUAGCUAGUCAUUGUGGGAAAGAGGACAAAAGCCAUUUAAGAAUAUUGAUUGGGGAAAGUUCCAGCUACUUGCAUUUACUGAAGGGGAGGAGCUCGUAAAAAUACGCGCCAGUAGUACGUAUUUCGAAGUUAUGAUGCGGCGACAAGUCGUUCGGACAGAAGCUGUAUUUCGUGAUCGCUAAAAGCACGUAUUGUGUUGUUUGGAAGACUAACGGCGAAACGAAGUACUGCAGCUCGUAUACGCUCGCUUUUACCUCGGGAGUAGUUGAAAGAGGAAAAGGAGGAAGCAGCAUUGGCUUUCCACAAUGGCAUCGUUAGGAAAUGGAUAACACAUUGCGGAUACCCUCUUUUUCAAUAAGGAGUUUGCAUACAGUGCAGGAAACCAGCUAACCGCCAACCCUUCUUUCUUCUGCUAUAAAACAAAAAGAAUUACACGCGCACGGUAACGACAUUUUUGGUCGUUACUACGGUCAGUUUCUUCGUCAUGAAUAACUUGGUGAAAGUUUCAGUGCCCAUAAAGCAAAAUGAUAAACAGAUGGCAAUGUCCAGUUCAAAUCAAAGUGGGACAGGUGUCUACUAUCAAGCUAUGCCUGCUGUGGGGCCUGAUGGGAAAAAUGUAAUGAAACUCAUUCCAGUUCAGCGAGUCAAUGGACAAUUUGUUAGUAUACAAAAUAGCUCUAACUUACCCAACGCUUACAGAAAUGCUGACAAUGAACCGCAAAGGGUGUACGCCCAACCAAUCCACUUCACCCCAGCACCAGUGUCACAGAGUAACCUUCCAGUUACUCUUCCAAUGCAACCGACUGUCAAUACAAGAUAUGUUCUGAAAAGGCCACCAGACAUAAAUGUGACACUGAACCCCCUAAGUGCAACAGGACAGCUUCAGGAAGGAGUGAGAGUAUCAACAGCCGCUCCCAUUCGAGUCCAUGUUCCUAUAGUUCCCACUAAAGUGACCCAGAAUGUGGUGCCAGUGGCAUCACCAAUGUUGAACUGUGGAAAAGCAAUAACACUCCUGAAUAAAAACCAGUUACCUGUGGCUGUGAAAUCCCCAGUGCUCCCCAGUGGACAUUAUCUUCAAAUUCCAUCAAAUGCUCAAGUGAAAACACUGCCAGCCUCAGCACUUCCUCAGGCUAUAAAAAAGAGGAUAUUGACACCACCAGUCAGCACCCAUUCAGGUGCCUCCAGCACUACACCGAGUUUGCUAACUGCUGUGUAUGUAUCACCAGUGAAUACCAUGAAACUAGGAGCCCCAGUGCAUACUCCCUCAGUGUCACCCACUCCCCUUCCAGUCAAGACACUGUCUAAAACAAGUAGCCAGCCACCUUCAAAUUCUGUGCCUAUUCCUGCCCAAACUCCAAAGGUCCUUUCUAAGGAAAGCCCAGGUCCCAUCACUCCAAUUAAAUGGGUUGUUCAGGAACAGUCUGAUUCAGCUGCACCAUGCCUCGUUCCCCAGAACUCCUCAUCCAUGACACUGGAGAUCCUCAAAACUCUUGCUCAGAUGGAGAAUACCAAGAAUGUUGAUCAGAAUGCUGCCACCAAAUCAUCUCCCCAAAAAAGCCCCUCAGGUGUCGGACCAGGGAAGGACAAUGCUUUGGUCAUGUGCAAUGGGAAGAUGUACUUUGUGGCUAAGAAAACACCCGAGUUUGAUAAACAUGUAACUGUACAACUUAAUGCCACUGAGAGCCCAUCCAGGCGGCCAUCAGGAGAGGCCACAGUCAAUCUGAAAAAUGUCUCUGUACCCUCCAUUCAGGCUUCUAGCAAUGUUUCUGGAUUGCAUGUGCAUAAAUGGUCACAAACAGGAAAUUUCAAUGUCAACAACAAAGUAGAUGAGAUCAUAGAUUUAUGUGAUGAGGACCCACAGGAUGAAUGUUUCAGUCAGAGAAUGACUGAUUGCAGUGCAUCCCAGACCUGCGCCAAUAAGGCUGUUACUGUGGAUGAUGAUGAGGAUUCUAAUGUGAUAUUUGUUUCAUACAUCCCACCCAAAUCAAGUGCUCCGGCAGAUGAUGAUGAAAGAGAAAAGGAAACUGUGCCGGAUAGUACAAUGGAGGAAGAAAUGGAAGCAAAUCUGGGCGAGGAAGUGGAUAGUAGACAGACAGAAAAAAUGGUGAAUGGACAGGAAAUGGAAAACCAGGAAGAGGAAUUAGGAAGUAAACAAGAAAAAGAAGUGGGAAGUGGACAGGAAGCAGAAAUGAGAUGUAGACAGGAAGAGGAAAUGUUAAGUUGCCAGAAGGAUGAAAUGGUUCUGGAAAACACAAGCUGUCGGCUGGAUAUAACCAAUCAGGAAAAAGACAUUACUGAAAAAUUGGGAAGCAUUCAAUCUAAAGAGCCAGAAAAAGAAGAUGCAUAUCAACAAGUAGAAGCUAGUCCCAUGAUACAGGAGAAGGAAAAGCGGCAGGAGAGUGACAGGCUGCUGAAGAGAAGAUUUGGGAUCAGAGCAGAAGUGCAGAUCCAUUUACAAAGGGUCCCUUCUCCAGAGUCAAAGGCUACUCCAAAGAAGGUCCCUCAAAUUGGCUCAAUUAACAAACGUACAUUAGAUGGUAUCCGCAAACUAAUUCAGAGUUCAAGGAUUGAGAUGAAAACAAAAAAGCUUAUUGAAACACAGGUUCCAGCUCCAAAGAGAAAACAUGAAAGCCACAGUAACGGUGUGAAGAAGAAGAAAGGGGAUCAUCAUGAAAACAAAGCUGAGAACAGCGGGAAGCCACCAAGUGAGCAAUGUGGAGAAAUGGAACUUUCGUCAGAAAUAGGAACAAAUGGGGAAGAAGUGGAGACACCAUGUGAUCAACUUGCUAUUCCUGCAGAGAAAACGUCAGCUUCCAUCUUAGGUAGUCCAGUUCCCAUGGAAGUGCCAGAGCAGAGACUCAACACAGUGAGCAGUUCAACAGAAGAAUCCAAAAUAUCCACUGUACUGAGCAGCUUCCCUGAAGUGGAACCUGGAACUGAGUCAUCUGAUGCCAUCUCCUCACCCAAGUCAAGGAAAGGAAAAGGGAAACAAUCUAAAAUGUUGCAAGAUAGUGCAACCAUCAAGCCAUCAGCACCCGAGUGCAUGGAAAUGUGCAAUUCAACUGCUGCAGAAAUACAUUGUGAUUCAUCGCAGCCCAGCAGAACCAAAGCAUCCAAGGCCAUGGCUGCCGUGGAGUGGCCUGAACCAACACCAGAGAAUACAGCAUCUUGUUCAAGCGAGGGUGAAAAAGAGCCAGCAUCUAUAGAGAUACACUGCCCAUCCGAAUCCAGCAGCCUUGGAGGAGAGCUUACUGGCGGUGAUGUUUUCUGUGCAACGCCCAUGGACCCAGAGGAGGUAAAAAGACAUGAGAAAAUCAAACGGCUUAAAGAGCUUCUAAAGGAAAAGGAAGCUGCACUCGAAUUGAUCCGAAAAAAGAUCAUAUGAAUGUCUUUUUUUUUUUUUUUACAUUUAUUUAAAUAUGUAAAUAAAUUAUAUAUUUAUUAACUAAUUUCAAACCUUUGCUACAGUUUGUUGUGUAAAAUUCUAUUGUUUCCUUUUUCAAAUGUGCUGCACCAUAAAUUUUGGAGAGAAAAAAAACAUGCAAACAUCUAGGCAUUUACAUAGUAAUGGAUCAGGUUGCUCUUUUGUAAGAUCUGUUAAGUUCCACUGAGCUCAUAUAUAAGGUUCUUUGAUGUUCCUGUGGUUGUAAUACUUCAAAAAGUGAAAAAUGCAAAUAAAAUAAUUUUCAUUUGUU
Brienomyrus brachyistius is the source of this 3700-nucleotide messenger RNA. RefSeq names its product ligand dependent nuclear receptor interacting factor 1 (gene lrif1). NCBI's taxonomy places the organism in Eukaryota, Metazoa, Chordata, Actinopteri, Osteoglossiformes, Mormyridae. The transcript is spliced from 5 exons. Gene Ontology annotation, molecular function: nuclear retinoic acid receptor binding. Gene Ontology annotation, biological process: regulation of DNA-templated transcription. The record is from RefSeq and is a predicted model, not a curated record. Bases 490 to 3390 code for a protein of 966 amino acids.